AUGGAAAACAGAGAAAUAGUUAAUGCUUUUUGUAAAAAACUAAGUGAGCAUCUACACCUAGCCACGCGAUUCAAUGAACAUGGAAGAUACAACCAACACUAUGCCUUGGGAAACCUUCUUCAUCCGUACUUUAGAGGAUAUAUGCUUAGACAUUACGGUAUCUUCGAAGAGUUCACCAGAAAAGUCAUUAACGAUCAUCCAUCGUCGGACGCUGUUUCGAUCAGUGAAAAAAAUAAUCAUAAAGCUACACAAGUUAAAAUGCCAGUUGGUGUGGAUGAGUGCGACAAUUUACAAAAUAUAGAGAUUGAACAGGGUAAUAAUAACCACACCAUUAGUCAAAAUGUACCGGAAAUUGAAAGGGAGUUUGAAUCUUUCCACGCUAUGCCUCGUGAUGAAGAAAAGCAUAAAGUUGAUGUGCUGAAAUGGUGGAAGAAACAUGUCUCUACUUUGCCAUUGUUAGCACAAUUGGCAAGAAAUUUGCUCUGCAUUUCAGCUGCAUCAAGCUGUAGUGAGAGAGUGUUCAGCGCCAGCGGUGGAAUUAUAAAUGAUAAAAGACACAGUCUUUCCACUCAGACAGCAAAGCAAUUGACUUUGAUUAAAGUCAAUUAUGAUCUUGUCUGUCCUCACAUGACCUUGAAAAUUAUAAGCGACGCUGAAGAAGCCCUGGACCCCCCAGCAUUAACUCCAGUUAGAACACCUCCCAAAAAUCCUAUUCCUAAAGCAGUUUUUUCAAAUAACCAAAAAAGGUUAUUGUUCAAAACAAAAAACGUUUCAACAACGCCAUUAUGUUCUUCUUCUUUACCAUCAACACCAACAUCUUCAGGAAUCAAAAGAAAAACAAUGGAAAUUCCAGAAGAAUCCGAAACAACAUCAUCCGAAAAAACAUCCGAAAGUGACACUCAACAAGUAUUAAAAUAA
Molecule: messenger RNA, 918 nt
Organism: Hydra vulgaris (swiftwater hydra)
Lineage: Eukaryota; Metazoa; Cnidaria; Hydrozoa; Anthoathecata; Hydridae
Biological process (GO): regulation of transcription by RNA polymerase II
Cellular component (GO): nucleus
Molecular function (GO): protein dimerization activity
Source: RefSeq, a predicted model, not a curated record